AUGGGCUCCUGUCCCGUUGCUCCAGGUAGGGGUGUCCAAGGGGACCUGGACACCCCAGGUAGGGGGACCAAUGGCUGGCUCUCAGCAACGCCGCGGAACCUGCUGGACAUGGACACCUUCUCCAAGUCGGACCCGGUGGUCGUCCUGUUCGUGCAGGGCGCCGGCAGCAGCGAGUGGAAGGAGUUUGGGCGCACCGAGGUGAUCGACAACACCUUGAACCCCGACUUCGUGCGCAAGUUCGUGCUCGAUUACUACUUCGAGGAGAAGCAGAACCUGCGCUUUGAUGUCUACAACGUGGACUCCAAGAGCUGCAGCAUCUACAAGCAGAAGGACUUCCUGGGACAGGCGUUUGUGGCGCUGGGCGAGGUGAUCGGCUCCCAGCGGGGCCGCCUGGAACGAGCCCUCACGGGCGUCCCGGGGAAGCGCUGCGGCACCAUCCUGCUGCUGGCCGAGGAGCUCAGCAACUGCCGGGACAUCGUCACGAUGCAGCUGUGCGCCAACAAGCUGGACAAGAAGGACUUCUUUGGCAAAUCGGACCCCUUCCUCGUCUUCUACCGCAGCAACGAGGACGGCACCUUCACCAUCUGCCACAAGACGGAGGUGGUGAAGAACACGCUCAACCCCGUGUGGCAGCCCUUCACCAUCCCCGUGCGCGCCCUCUGCAACGGCGACUACGACAGGACGGUGAAGAUAGACGUGUACGACUGGGACCGGGACGGCAGCCACGACUUCAUCGGCGAGUUCGCCACGAGCUACCGGGAGCUGUCGCGGGCGCAGAGCCAGUUCACGGUGUACGAGGUAGGAGCGGGGCGGCGGGCGGGCGGCGGGGUCACGCUGCUCUCCUUCUCCGUGGAGUCCGAGUUCACCUUCGUGGACUACAUCCGCGGAGGGACGCAGCUGAACUUCACCGUGGCCAUCGACUUCACAGCGUCCAACGGGCUGCCGUCGCAGCCCACCUCGCUGCACUACGCGAGCCCCUACCAGCUGAGCGCCUACGCGCUGGCGCUCAAGGCCGUCGGCGAGAUCAUCCAGGACUACGACAGCGACAAGCUCUUCCCCGCCUACGGCUUCGGCGCCAAGCUCCCGCCCGACGGCAAGAUCUCCCACCAGUUCCCCCUGAACAACAACGCCGAGAACCCCAGCUGCGCCGGCAUCGACGGCGUCCUCGAGUGCUACCUGCAGAGCCUGCGCACCGUGCAGCUCUACGGGCCCACCAACUUCGCGCCCGUCAUCAACCAGGUGGCCGGCGCGGCCGCCCAGGUCACCGACGGCUCCCAGUACCACGUGCUCCUCAUCAUCACCGACGGCGUCAUCUCCGACAUGCUGCAGACCAAGGAGGCCAUCGUGAGCGCUUCCGCCCUGCCCAUGUCCAUCAUCAUCGUGGGAGUGGGACCGGCUGAGUUUGAGGCCAUGGAGGAGCUGGACGGCGACGAGGUGCGGGUGUCGUCGCGGGGCCGCUACGCCGAGCGGGACAUCGUGCAGUUCGUGCCCUUCCGGGACUACGUGGACCGCUCCGGGAACCAGGUGCUGAGCAUGGCCCGCCUGGCCAAGGACGUGCUGGCCGAGAUCCCCGAGCAGCUCCUCUCCUACAUGAAGACGCGGGACAUCAAGCCCCGCCGGGCGCAGACCCAGUAGCGCCGUCCCCACCGG
Molecule: messenger RNA, 1650 nt
Organism: Nothoprocta perdicaria
Lineage: Eukaryota; Metazoa; Chordata; Aves; Tinamiformes; Tinamidae
Gene: CPNE9
Product: copine family member 9
Exons: 20
Coding region: 1-1635 (544 amino acids)
Biological process (GO): cellular response to calcium ion
Cellular component (GO): plasma membrane
Molecular function (GO): calcium-dependent phospholipid binding
Source: RefSeq, a predicted model, not a curated record